Molecule: messenger RNA, 528 nt
Organism: Aspergillus mulundensis
Lineage: Eukaryota; Fungi; Ascomycota; Eurotiomycetes; Eurotiales; Aspergillaceae
Exons: 4
Coding region: 1-528 (175 amino acids)
Source: RefSeq, a predicted model, not a curated record
AUGGAGUACAAGUUCUCCACGGUUGUCGACCCCAGCAGCUACGACACUCGUGGGCUCCUGUGUGACGAGUUCGACGUCAGAUAUCAUAAGAACGCUGAGCUCGAGGAUAUCGGUUGUUUGAAAUGCCAGGAGCACUGGAGGCAAUCUGUGGGCCCUUUGGGAGCAUUCAAGGGCACUUUGGGCAACAUACUCAACCUUAUCUCUCUGGCCAUACCUGAAUGUUUGCCGGAGAGGCUCAGCAUCGUGGCUUUCGCGAAUGAGCUCGCCUUUAUGCAUGAUGAUGUGACCGACAUCGCCGAACACGGUGAUGUUCACAACAAUGACUUCAAAGAUGCGUUCAACAAGAUGGCCAGCACGGGCACCAUGGACAAUGCCGCGUCGGGGAAGCGGGCCCUGCCGGCGUACAUCGCGAAAGAAAUGGUGCGCAUUGACAAUUAUCGCGCAAUCCCAACCAUCAAGGCCUGGGCGAAGUUUGUCGACUACGGCGGGCGGCAAGAGAUGAAAACUUGGAGAUUGCAAGGGCUAUAA